Messenger RNA from Penicillium macrosclerotiorum, 1491 nucleotides. RefSeq lists its product as uncharacterized. The coding region runs from base 1 to 1491 and encodes 496 amino acids. Gene Ontology annotation, cellular component: membrane. Gene Ontology annotation, biological process: carbohydrate transport; transmembrane transport. Gene Ontology annotation, molecular function: carbohydrate:proton symporter activity. The record is from RefSeq and is a predicted model, not a curated record. The transcript is spliced from 3 exons. NCBI's taxonomy places the organism in Eukaryota, Fungi, Ascomycota, Eurotiomycetes, Eurotiales, Aspergillaceae.
AUGGGUCGCAAGCUGGGGCUCUUCCGUGCCAUAUAUCUGGUCUCGGCCAGCUGUAUGGGCUCGUUUUCCUUUGCUUUUGACACCGGUGUUAUUAGCGGCGUUCUCUCUCUCCAAUCCUUCCAAGAUGAUUUCGGCUAUACUAAAGCACAGAAAACUAACGUGAACUCAAAUGCUGUGUCGAUUCUCCAGGCCGGUGCCUUUUUCGGCUGCUUCCUCGUCUCUCCGAUCGCAAAGUUCUUUGGUCGCCGCACUGGCCUGAUUAUCAGCUCCCUGGUAUUCACCCUCGGUACGAUUUUGCAAGUCAUUAACUCCGGCACAUUGGGCACUUUUUACGCGGGACGUGUCAUUGCUGGCUUCGGAAUCGGUGCCGCCACCGUAUUGAUCCCCAUGUAUGCGGCUGAGAUGUCGCCCAAGGAAAUACGUGGGCGGCUGGGUGCUUGCUUCCAGCUGUUCUUCGCCCUGGGAGUCAUGAUCGCCUAUUGGGUAACAUAUGCCGUGGACAAAGACCAGAAACCCGGGACCAGCCAGUGGCAGACUGCGUUGGGCCUCCAGCUUCUUGGAUCGACCUUGCUACUUGCUGGAAUGUGUACAGUGAAGGAGAGUGCGCGUUGGCUUGCCGCGCGAGGAAGAUUGGAUGAGGCCCGCGAGUCGCUGAAGUGGGUACGUGGAGGCGAAGAAACUGAAGAGCUGCAGAAGGAGUUCGAUGAGAUUCUCGCCGGCAUUGAAGAAGAGGCGCGGGUGAAGGAAAACUUGACGUUCAAGGAACUACUGCUACCCGUGAACCGAUACCGACUCUUCAUUGCUGUCACUAUUCAACUGUCCGCUCAACUCACUGGAAACACCUCUCUCGCAUACUAUGCGACCCAGAUCUUCAGCGCCGUCGGGGCUGGGAGCUCAUCGAAAUUGGUAACCGGCUUUUUCGGUCUCGUGAAGGUCUGCGGUGUCAGUAUUUUCCAACUGUUUGUGCUGGAUCGCAUUGGUCGUCGAGUGCCGUUCAUGGUGGGCGCGUUUGCAAUGGGCUCGUUCAUGCUCAUUAUCUCCUGCAUUCUAGCCACACACCCCACCAACGCCAACGCCACGUCGCCAACAGCGGCCGGGAUCGCAUGUAUCAUAAUGACCUACGCCGAGGCCUUCAGCUAUAACAUGUCCUGGGGUCCACUGCCCUGGCUCUACGUGGGGGAGAUCUUCUCCAGCCGUACCCGUGAGCUGGGAGUGACGGUCGGCGCGGCAUCCCAAUGGCUGUUCAAUUUCAUGAUGUCGCAAGUCACACCUCAUGCAAUCAACAACAUUGGAUGGCGCAUGUUCCUGAUGUUCGCUAUCUUCAACUACGCCAUCAUUGUGUAUGCUUGGUUUGUCCUCAAAGAGACAUCGCGGCACUCGUUAGAGGAGAUGCAGGAGGUCUUUGGUGGUAAGAAAAUGGAGGAGAAACAUCUCGAAAUGACCCAUCAUGAAGAGCACACAACAGGUGCUCCGACGGAAGCCAAGGCAUGA